Messenger RNA from Perkinsus marinus ATCC 50983, 340 nucleotides. RefSeq lists its product as hypothetical. NCBI's taxonomy places the organism in Eukaryota, Perkinsozoa, Perkinsida, Perkinsidae. The transcript has 3 exons. The annotation marks the transcript as partial. The record is from RefSeq and is a predicted model, not a curated record.
GUACCUCCAAGUUGGGCAGAAGGAGCGUGCGGCGGCCCUCUACACUCGAAUAGGGGCUCUCGAGCCCCUCAUUGAGAUUGUCCGUUCCUGUGACCGACAGAAUGACCAAGACGAGGGGAUCAUGCUGGACGCUGCGGCCUGCUUCAUAAAACAUGAUCAUUACAUGUUUGCAAAGGAAGCUUUAACGAAAGCGGAAGACUUUGAGAACCUCAUUAGUCUGCAUGUGAAGAAGAGCAGGUUGCCCGACAAGCCUAUGAAAGCGGUAGCUGACGUAGCUCGACAGCUGACCAACCUCUCGGCUGAGCAAAAGCUCUUCAAGCAAGCUGGCAUGUACAGUUAA